AGAGAAUUCACCUUCAUUCACUGCUCAGAGAGAAAAAUUUUUCAUUCCCAGUGACUCUGUAGGAGAUUUUUGCAUUUCUUUGUCUUGUCUAUAAAAUCCCUGGACUUCCCCUCUUCUUUCUUUCUUUGUUUCUCCCUCAUCCAUCCUCAUCGUUCACCGUUCUUCUCUCUGAUCUUUUGCUCACGAUCGAUCGCUUCUCCUUUCAACAUCUACUUUCUCUUUCUUUGUGACUUCACAUCCACAUUCAACUUUUCACCAUGAAGAUUGCUACUUCCACUCUCCUCCUCGCCGUCGUCGGCAUGGCCAGCGCCGCUGUCGUUUCCACCGAAAACGUGGCUGACAAGAACACCGACGCCAACAUCCUCAUGGUUGGUGGCGAAGCCGCCGGAUGCAACGGCGAUGCAGACUGCCCCAAGGACUACCACUGCUCCGGCAACUUUUGCAUCGGAUUGCUCGACCCGGGCGUCUUUUGUCGCGGACACAUCCAGUGCAAGAGUGGCCGCUGCGACUUGAAGAACCACCGCUGCUUGUAACGGUCUACAUGGACGGUCGAGAUGGACACCCCGAAUUUUACGAUGUUUCGUCGAGCUACCUUGAAGCGUCUUACGACUGCGAACGAUUCAUCGGAAUCGGAUAACGAUGACCUUUGCUUUGGCACGGUGGAUGAUGGAUAGUACCUGGGAUAUCGGUGGGGAUAUUCGUGGGAAACUUGGAGAUGAUUUAUGAUGGUUUUCUUUACGAUUGGCUAGUUCUUAGCUCAAUGAAAUGGCUUGAUGCCGC
Aspergillus wentii DTO 134E9 is the source of this 780-nucleotide messenger RNA. RefSeq lists its product as uncharacterized. The record is from RefSeq and is a predicted model, not a curated record. Lineage: Eukaryota; Fungi; Ascomycota; Eurotiomycetes; Eurotiales; Aspergillaceae. The coding region runs from base 258 to 533 and encodes 91 amino acids. The transcript has 3 exons.